Molecule: messenger RNA, 4618 nt
Organism: Oncorhynchus keta (chum salmon)
Lineage: Eukaryota; Metazoa; Chordata; Actinopteri; Salmoniformes; Salmonidae
Exons: 2
Coding region: 142-2946 (934 amino acids)
Source: RefSeq, a predicted model, not a curated record
CCAGCAGUGGCCCUGGAGCCCAGAGAAGAGGUUUCAGCCCUAACUCCUCAGGAUACUACUUCUCCAUCUCCACCACAGAGCCCACUCAGGCUGGCUCCUGCACCACCACAGGGUUCACUAGUCACUGUUGCCAGGGAUGAGAUGUCUGAACGACCAGAGACCGUCCCAGCAGCCCCGACACAGCCAGCACCAGACCAGACCUUACCCCAGGACAUCCCCACAGCAGUUGCUAGGGCUACACCCAGCCCUCCGGAUGCCUCAGAGAAAGCCCAGCUCAACAUGGAUGAAGACGAGGAUGAGGAGAGGGAGGGCAGCCAGCAGGUGUCCGUGUCAGAAAUGAGUGGCACCCAGCCCACAGAAGAGUCCAGGCCUGGUUCAGCCGGCCCUGCGGGCUCGGGGUGGCGUGCAGGCGGUGCCCUGCUAUCGGAGCUGGACUCUGAGGAGGUGAGCUGUAGCCAGCAGGGGGUGUCGGAGCUGAGCGCUCCGGGUGUCCUGGAGGGCACGGAGAGCAUGGAUGACCUAGGAGAUGCCAGUCUGAAGGGUGCCAUAGACAUGGAGGGCAUGUCUGCCUCGGCCGGCUCGCCUGACUUUGAGAAGGUGUCUGACAUCCCGACCAAUGAUUUUGAUGACUACGAUGAAGACGGAGACCGGGUGUGCGACAUGGAGGUGGGUUCGGAACGGGCGGAUGACCCAAGAAGAGUGAGGCAUGACGAGGAUGAGGAUGAUGAUGUGGAGAUGGCUAGUGAGGGGGUGACUGAGAGCGGGCUGGAGAGCUACGGGAAUGCAGAUGAGGAUGACUUUGCAGAGGAUGAGAGACUGGACAACCUGAACCGAGCCCCGCCUGCCCCACUCCUGCCCUCUGCCCUGGCCGCCCAGUGGGACCAACCCAACCCCAGCUCCUUUUGUGACCCCUGGGCCCAGCCGCACCCCCAGGCUGCCUCAGCCGCCCCCCUGCAGACCCCUUCCAGCCCCUCUUCAGACCCCUGGCAGGCUGAUAAGAAGACACCCACCCUGUACUCCACUCAGCCCUGGCUGCAGCUGGCUGCCACACCAUUUGUUCCAGCCCUGCAUGAGCCCUCACACCAGCCUGCCCCUGCAUCUCCACUUGAAAGAGAGACCCUAGCCCCGUUGCAGUCCCUGUCCCUCAUAGCUGCCUCUGGACGCGGCAUGUCACACUCCAGCACCCUAAGCCCUACGGAGCUGGCUGUCCACAGCAGCAGCGAGACCAGCACCGCAGAGGAGCUCUGUGACUACAACAGCAGCUCCGGGGUGGAGUCCCGCUCUGAGGGGGGGAAACUCCACACCCUGCCUGCCGCCGUGCUCUCCCUUCAGCCUGAAUUGGAGAACCAGGACCUGGGAAUCCACCUGGAGAGAGAGGACGGCGAGGGGGAGGAGGCAGAGACCCUGCCAGCCGACGAAGUCCCAGGGGACCCCACAGCACCUACGUCCAACCCCUCGUCCUCCACCACAGAGGAUGAGGCCAGCGACACGGAGGGCGAGGCGCAGCUGGGCCAGGACAUCCUCAGCGACAGCAAGCCCGGCGCCCAGCGCUGCCUGUCUGCCCUGGAGGAAGGGGAGGAGACCAGCGGUGGUGCAGAAGAGGGUGGAGACACCCCCCAGUCUGCCAACUCAGCGGCAUCCUACGCCUACGACAUGACUGCGUCCAACUCCACGGCUGAGAGCUGCGCCAAGAGCCCCGGCAUCUUCUCUCUGGAGGAGCUACCUGAGGAGGCCAAGGACCCGUCGCUCAUCCAGGAACUGACCCUGCCACCAUCCCAGCAACAGGCUGCCUCGGCAGACUCCCUCCUCGUCUCCAACCCAGAGGAGCAGCAGUAUAUGUUGUGUGGGACACUUGAGGCAGAGCUGGGGGACACGGGGGAUCUGAAACCCCUGGACCCCACGCUGUUUGCGGCCCCCCAGCAGUUCGGGGAGGGCCCCCAUGUUACCCAACCGCCCUACUACUCCACUAUCUGUGAAAACACUGAGAACUCUCUCACAGGGAUCAACGCGCUCCCCCAGCCACACUACCGCCGCGACCACCACCCCAACCCCCACUGUGACCUCUUGACCCCACCCAGGCUGACCUGUGCUGACCUACCCCCCCGGAGCCCUCGCCUGCAGGCCAGCCCCCAGCUCCGCCGACUGGAACGGCACAAGCAACAACUACUAGAGCUGCAGCAACGCAGAGAACAGCAGAGCAAACCCAAAGAAGAAAACGACAAAGAGGUGAGGAAGAAGAGCGAGCAGGAGAAGGAAAUGAAGAAAAAGGAGGCAGAGGAGGAGACUCUGAGGAGGGAGGAGGUGGAGCAGAGACAGCAGAUCAUGCAGUGGCAGCAGGAGCUGGAGGAGCAGACACAGCAGAUGUCACCGCAACAACAACCCCAAAAAGGUCAGGCAACAGUGCUGGUUUCACCUUCCUCUGGUCUCCAUACCAUUUAUGAAGCCCUGGAGAGUGAUGAAGAGGAGGGGAAGGAAAUUGAGGUUAAUGUCCAGCUCGAACAACGCGAAGAAGCCCCUCUGGAGAAAGAGGUUGACAGUAACAGUGACCGCCGAGAGUUAUUGGACGAAGCCGGUAGCAACUCCACUUCCAGUCCCUCUCCAGACUCCCCCGAGCAGGAAGAGUCCCGGGACUCCUCCCCACCCCCCGUCUCCCAAGAAUGCCCCCCUUCCCUGGACCUGGACUGGGGGAAGAAAGUUGACAUUGUCCAGCAGCUGAUCAACCAGACCCUGCUGCUGACGGGCGAUGGCUGCUCCUCCCUGCUCUUGCUUCCCGGGGGCAGAGGAGGCACCUUGAGCCCCCUGGAGGCCAGCCUGUGGCCCAACCUGCUACCCCCCCUCACCCCUCCCUCAGCCACGGUCACGGCGGUCAGCAGCUUCUCCCCGGAGGCCCCCGGCCAGUCCCCCCAGGGCGAGUGGACAGUGGUGGAGCUGGAGACACACCACUGAGGGACGUGUGUGUGUGUGUGUGUACACACAGUGAAGACUCACCACUAAUGGUCGCACACAAUGUUAUUCAAGGUCUGUCAGUCACAUCACUGCUGUACACCCCACUACUGUAACACCACCUCUCUUAACUCUCCUUGCCAUUCAACACCACUGCAAAUACAACACUAAUGUUUGUUACACUGAACUUAUACCACUGUAUCCUCAAACAUGAUACCUUUUGAAUGGGUGGCAAAGGCCACUGACACCCCAGUCAUAUCAAUCACAGACUGACUCACACUGGAAUUUUACACCUCUCAUGCCAAAACAAUCAUGUUAGGUUACACACCAACAGUCCCAGAAGGCUACUACCUUGAUUAGGCUGGUUGACUGAAGCUUCUGGACCAGCUAUUUGGGUAGAAUAGUGACCGCUUGUUAGCCAUGGUCCAUUUUACUGAAGCCAAAACGACUGGAUUCAUCACACACAUGCAAUAUGUUCAGGUUGGGGUCCUAGGUGGUUUAGUUUCCACUGAAGAUGUUGAUUAGUAUAGAUGGUUAACUGACUAUUGGUCUGAAUUACUGAUGACAAACUGCACUUGACUAGACCAGCAUCCUAUGAUUACCCUGAACCUGUCACUCACUCAAUGCCUGCUUUCCUUUGUGCUUCAAAACCGUUUUGAUUUACUCUAGAGCAACAAAUCAUAGAAAUAGAAUCCCUAGAACGGUCAUGGGAUCCUCAUUCAAAUUGCUGAGGGCCUUUUUCCUGUCUAGGGGUUCUACUUAUAUGGGCCAAGUAACUGUUUCUCUGACAUCAAACCAGAGGCCUUCCACCAGCUCAGGUAAAACACUGGUUGGCCGUAUGUGUUAGAAUAAGGUUAUUUAUCGACUGAUGAAUGCCACCAUUUUUCAGGGUGGUAUUUGACUAAGCAGGAUAUAUUUGGGAUCCAGCUUAGUGAAAUACACCUGGGUGCUAAUAAAAUGGACUGUUUCUGUUGCAUGCUACUGCUGACUCUGAUGGUCACUGGAAAUAUUGGUUUAUUUUUGUUUUCAGAAGCACCGUCUCAUGUCUUUGUUCUGAAGACUUGGCCCUGUAUCCUGGGCGGUUUACCUCAUGUUUGGUCUCGUUUCUGUGGUUAUAGAUGAUGUCAUAAUGGGGGUGGGAGUGGUCAUGACAUUGAUAUGAGGUAAUGGAGGAAUGAAGAGGGUCAGAGUGUAAGAGAACACGCUAUUGAGUAGAUUACUCUGGGGAUAUAACCGGUUCUUCUGUGAGGCUGCUGGGUCCUAGCCUGGUCCCAGAUCUGUUUGUGCCGACUAUCUGCCCAACUCCUAUGGUCGUUUGGUGUGACGAAGAUCAUAGGACUUGCCAAGACGACACAAACAGAUUUGGGACCAGUCAUGGGUUUUUUGGGGGGUUAGUCAUGAACUAAGUUUGACUGAUGGUGGUACAGAGUUAACGUUGUGGAUGUGGACAUGUAUGUUAUGUGUGUCUGGAUGGGAAGAAAAACAUGUGAAUUACCUCAGUGGAUUGUGAAUAUAGUAAAUGAGUGUCCAUUAAGCCUAUAAUAUGGAUUAUAGAGCCUUUGAAAAUAGUUGUUCAUUGCUCCAUGUCAGAUCAGGUUUCAAACUGACAGUCUUUACUACUAGGGUACUUGUGUUCAAAUGUGAACUUGCAUUGCGCCUCACUGAAGUUGACUUU